This is a messenger RNA of Mesorhabditis spiculigera, 882 nucleotides long. Lineage: Eukaryota; Metazoa; Nematoda; Chromadorea; Rhabditida; Rhabditidae. The record is from the annotation of a GenBank genome assembly.
AUGGCCGACGCCGCAUCAGUUUUACCGGAUGUCGUCGUGCACGCGCGGGAUUUGGCCGACUACCUGAGCACCUAUCGAAGUCAGCAGGGGAUGAGCACGGCAGCCCACCAAAAGCUAAAGGAAAUUGCCGACCUGCUUCGUAUUGACAUCACCCGGCGGCCCACGUACGAUUUUGGGAGAAGGACGAUCGCGCAGAGCAACACCCAGAAGCGCGAGGAGACGGCAAGCGAGGAAGGGCAAAUAAUUUUGGAUGUCGACAUGAUGCCUGUUUUUGUGGAUCUGUACAAGGAGCUUUUCAAAGUGGCGCAGGAUAUGGACGCGGGCGCUGAGCGAAUCGAGGUGAUGCGGUUUAUCGAGAAGAGCCUCGAGCUGUUUCCGGCCAUCCGGCAGCCGCUCAUUUUGAAGCGGCUACUGUAUUUGAUCACGAACCAGAUAUUCAAGCUCGAUGGUGAGGCCCAAAUUAUUGCAUGGAUCGUCGACCAGUGGAAGUCUCACCUAGCGCUCCCUGAGUAUCAGGAAGAGCUGGGCGCCGCUUGGUCCCUCUUAAUGCCGGUGCGAUACAGCGAAAUUGUCGAGGCCACCGCGUUCUACGUCUCGUUGCUCUGCCUGGCGCGCUUCCAAGCCAUCCAGAAGAUCCGGAAACCACUGAUGGGCGUCGUACAAGCGGAAUGGCUGGAGCCGAUUCGGAGACAGAUCCGCGACUAUGCCGAACUCGAGAAAAUGCGAAAGAAGAAGAAUGAAGAGACUCCGGGCGCCGCGAUGACCCCGUCCGACAUGCGGUCGAUGCUCGCCGUCGACUACGACCAGACGAACAUGGCCCUGAUCGCCUACAACCUGGACAUCACCGAGGCGGCCAUUUCCGAAUUUCUGAAAUCGAACGAA